AUGCAGCCUUCUGUGUUCAGGUCCAACCUUCUCGUGGUGCUCAGCCUGUCCGGGCUCUGCCUCAGCUGGACUGUCGGCUUCCCACAGCAGCUCGCGCAGAGCAAGGAAUCCAUCCGUCCUCAGGAGGAGCAGAAGCAGCCGGUGAACACGGUGCACGUCAGCUGCCACCCUGACUCGCUGGAGAUACUCAUCCAGGCCGACCUGUUUGAGGUCGGGGCUGCGGUCAAUGGGGAGGAGCUGCGACUCGGCGUGACCCCAGAUGACCGCUGUGCUGCCGCAGCCUUCUCGGAGCACGAGUACAGGAUCUUUGUUGGUCUGCAGGACUGUGGCACCAAACACUGGAUGACUGAGGACUCUCUGGUCUACACCAACCUCCUCAUCUUCUCUCCUGCCGCCUCUGCUGACGGAGUGGUUCGGAUGGAUGAGGCUGUGAUUCCCAUCGAGUGUCACUACAAAAGGAGGUUCAGUCUGUCCAGUUCCCCCAUCGCGCCAACGUGGAUCCCCUUCUCGUCCAAGAAGGUGGCGCAGGAAUCGCUGGACUUCGACUUGAGGAUCAUGACCAGUGAGUGGAGACUUGAUCGAAGCGCCAACGUCUUCCACCUUGGAGAGCCCAUCGCCAUGGAGGCCUCGGUCAGGGUGGGGCACCACACGGGCCUGAGGGUCUUUGUGAGCAACUGUGUGGCCACGCUGGAUCCGGACCUGAACUCUGAGCCCAAAUAUGCCUUUGUUGAGCAAGGGUGCCUGACCGACUCCCAGUAUCCAGGUUCCCGGUCUCAGUUCAUGGCCAGGACUGAAGACGACAAACUGUAUUUUGUGAUCGAGGCCUUCCAGUUCCACCACAGAGACCAGCCAGAGCUCUACAUCACAUGUCAGCUGACCGCCGUGCCGGUCGCCGACGCCGAGGCGCCGAACAAAGCGUGCACUUAUGUGAACGGAAGGUGGCGGUCGGCCGACGGCAACGACUACUUGUGCAGCUACUGUCAGAGGGACGGGCACCAGACGAGCGUCGGCGCGGCCAAGUUUGGAGCUCGUGGGAUGGGCAAGCCGGCUGCAACGUCCUGGAGAGGACAAGGUUGGUCAGGUCUUUAGUGGGAGCAGGAGGCUCAGGUCGGCCCGGUGCUGGUGCUGCCACCGACGCACAGAAGCCUGCCCCUGCCUGGUGAGGAGAACCGAGCCAUUCUUCAUAAGCUCCUCCGGCCGGUCCAGUACGGCAGCCAGUGGAAGAGCGGGCUGAACCAAAAGGUUCUGGAAAAGAUUCCGGUCCCUGAGGAGGAUCUGGAGGAUGUUGGAGCUGAGAAGACGAAGCCGAUGGACGGAGAUGCUGAGGACAGGAACGCCACCCUGACUGAGGUCGUGACCCCUAAGCCUGAGACCAACGUGACCUCGCUGAAUGUGACCACACUCAAGUGUGGCCCCAGACGCCUGCUGCCCUGCAUUUCUCCUCUCAGCAUCAGUUACUUGAGCGCUAUGUUAUGGUCAGGUGCCUCGGCCCUGCCCCUCCUGGGGCUCCUCUGUGCAGCCCAGGCCAUCCGCCUUCUGCAAAACGGGCCCAUGAUCGACCCAGAAGGGCGGGAAUACAAGACGGCGCCAGUGGACCAUGAAGAUCUGGGUCGGAGGUCGCCUGUGAAUCUGAGGUGCACGUCCAGUUCCAUGAUCAUUCUGGUGAACUCCGACCUCAACAAAAAUGGCCGCCUCAUGCAACCAGGGGAGUUGUUUUUGGGUGAGGACGGCGGGCCCGUGGACAGUGGCUGUCGGGCUGUGCCGGCGGGCGCCGCCCAGCUCCUCAUCGAGGUGCGACUGCAGGACUGCGGCUCCACGCUGACGAUUUCAGACGACCUGGUGAUCUACUCCAACAAGCUGACCUUCUCACCGACUCCCAGCAGCCAUGGGAUCACCAGGCUGCCGCGCUUCACUCUCCCCGUCUCCUGCUACUACAAACGCACACACUUUGUGAGCAGCAGCACCGUAGAGGAGCAGAUCCCCCCACCGCCACCGACGCCCGGUGAGUCCGGAACCUUCCAGCUUCCAUCUUCUGGCUCAUGUCUCUGCUUCCUGCCAGACGACUGGACUGAGGAGCUUCAGUCCAGAGACUUCCAUCUUGGAGACCUCCUGUACCUGGAGGCCUCCUACGCUGGUGCUGGUCAGAAGCGGCUCUUCAUCGACAGCUGUGUGGCAACUCUGACCCCUGACCCGGCUUCAGAACCCAGCUACCACUUUGUCGACAACCACGGGUGUCUGACUGACGCAAAGCAUCCCGGAUCUCGAGCCCGGUUCUGGUCCAGAGUGGGAUCAGAGUCUCUCCGCUUACAGAUGGAUGUGGUUCUGUUCAACCACGAUCCGCGGAACAGGAUCUUUAUCACAUGCCAGCUGAAGGCCACCGAGCUGAGUCAGAGCAGUGAAGUCGACAAGGCCUGCAACUUCCAGCUCUCCAGGUGGCAGAAUGUGGACCGGAACAACCAGGUGUGUCGCUGCUGCGAAGCUCUGUGUGGAAACGCUGCUCCUCGAUGGAAAGCAGCGGAUGACAACACCGUUCAUGGCACAGUGACUGUGGGACCAUUAACCAUUUUACUGUCGCAAUAAACUUCACAAGUGACCAUGUUUCAUAUUCGG
This is a messenger RNA of Synchiropus splendidus (mandarinfish), 2610 nucleotides long. RefSeq lists its product as uncharacterized. Gene Ontology annotation, biological process: positive regulation of acrosome reaction; egg coat formation; binding of sperm to zona pellucida. Gene Ontology annotation, cellular component: extracellular matrix. Lineage: Eukaryota; Metazoa; Chordata; Actinopteri; Syngnathiformes; Callionymidae. The transcript is spliced from 18 exons. Gene Ontology annotation, molecular function: acrosin binding. The record is from RefSeq and is a predicted model, not a curated record.